This is a messenger RNA of Clonostachys solani, 1986 nucleotides long. NCBI's taxonomy places the organism in Eukaryota, Fungi, Ascomycota, Sordariomycetes, Hypocreales, Bionectriaceae. The record is from the annotation of a GenBank genome assembly.
AUGUCGCCCAUCGAAAGAUUACCGCCUAAGAUCCCGAACUAUGUACUUGGAAUUCGGCGCCCCCCCGAAAAGGCCUUCGUUUCUAAAAUCGACGAACCACGCUACAAGUGUGGGGGCGAAUGGCAAUAUCAGACGUACGCGAGAUACCAUGCCGCGUUUGCUCGGACUAGCCGCCAUUUCCAUGAUAUAUUGAACGAGCAACUGUACACUCGAAAUCUAUCUCGCGACCCAGACCAUUGCUCUUGCCUCUUCUGGGCCGUCGGUCACAACCGACUGGAGACUAUCAAACGAGCCCGCCAAUAUGGUGCAGACUUAUCCUCGUACGGCUUAGAGAAACGAUAUAACGGAUACUAUAAUAUGAAGGUGAACGGUGUUCUGAUGCCGCUUACUUGCUUGAAACUCGGGGACAAAAUGGCGGGGUCGCCCCUCUAUGACGCUGUUUCCUCCGGCUUCGAGGAAAUUAACACCAAUGCCACCAGGACUAUCCACUUGAAGCAGCCUUGCGACUGGGACACGAAGAGAUGGCCAAUAAGCUCGUUAAACACGGGGCCUACCGCUCCCGACCGGGUUUAUCGGCACUUCCCUCUGCUUUCGCCAAGGGUUUCCAGGGCGUUGUCACAACCCUUCUCCAGAGAAAUGACCGUGUCUUUGGUCGGAAAGCUUCUUUUCGGUGCUUUGACCGACGAUUUAGAGCUUGUCAUGCAGUGUCUUGAGGAUUCGAGAGUGGACGUCAACGCCAAAGAUAUUGAGGGGAACAGUGCACUGCACCUAGCCAUCAACUCUGCCGGAGAGAACUUGGACCUUGUCAGGUUUCUUCUACGGCGACGCGGGAUUGACACUUCCAUCCCAAACGAGGCCCAAUGUAAACCCAUUCAUCUGGCAGUCUUGAAGGGUCGGGUGGACAUUGUCCGGCUUUUCGAAGACAGGCCACUUUUUUCCAUUGGUAGCCGAACAGGCUGGAGCGAAAGUGCCUUGCAUAUGGCCGCCCAGGCAGCAAGUAAAGAGCUCUUCUUCCAUUUUCUGAACCACCCCGAUUUUGAAUAUCCGGAAGGCGAAGACCUGCGCCGCCUAGAACACCUUAUUGCUGGUAGCAAGGGCGACGUCCAGGCAAAGGCUUUUUUGCAGGCCUUGGUUGAUGCGGAACUUCAGCUAAAGCCAACCCGCUCUACUCCCGGCUAUGCCAUUCAAAAGGGCAACUUGCUGACCGCAUCAAAACUUCUUUCUCUGAUUUCCAAUGACGAUCUCUUGGGCUCCACCCAGCGUAAUCGUCAGGCUCCUCCUGGGAGAGUAGUACUCACUGGGAAACUACCACUUGGUCCCCUCCACUGUGCUCUGAUGAAACAACACGACCAUGUGACGACAUUGGUCAGAGAGUUGUUAGAGCGCGGCGUUGAUACCGAACUACCCGCAAACAGUCUGGACGGGGCAGUUGGGGAUUGUAAAGCUAAGCCGCUGUUCUUUGCGGCCGCUUUCGCCCAGAAUACGGACUGCAUGAAGAUGCUUCUCGAGGCCGGCGCGGAUGCAACUUCUACUACACGGGUCCGAGUGUCUCGGAAAUUGAAGCAGCCUCUGUUCCGCACCAUGUCGUUGCUGUCCGGUUUACUAAGUUAUGUUUGGAGGGACCGAACGUCGAUCGUGGAGUAUCCUGUUCAGCACCCUAGCAGCACGGAUUCACCUAUCCAAGAAGACAUGUUUGAAUUGGAAAAUCGGGUUUUGCUGUUACUUCGACAUGGUGCAACAUUGAACAAAUUUGGGGAUGGUCCGUCAGCUUUGGGCCUUGUGUGCAACGAGGCCGCGGAGAGCUCUUCCCUGAACUUUCUGAAGUGGGUGAUAGACAAUGCGACGACAGGCAACGUUAGUACAAAACACGUUGACUCGGUUCUCAGCGAAUUUGCGCUGGUCAAGGACAUGCCGGUUCAAAGGGAAAUACACAAUAUGCUCAAAAGACUCAAGGAAAGGCUACUGCGAGACAGAAAUCAAGAUUAA